Molecule: messenger RNA, 5237 nt
Organism: Castor canadensis (American beaver)
Lineage: Eukaryota; Metazoa; Chordata; Mammalia; Rodentia; Castoridae
Gene: Flii
Product: FLII actin remodeling protein
Biological process (GO): actin filament severing; actin polymerization or depolymerization; myofibril assembly
Cellular component (GO): nucleus; cytoplasm; actin cytoskeleton
Molecular function (GO): actin filament binding; phosphatidylinositol-4,5-bisphosphate binding
Source: RefSeq, a predicted model, not a curated record
CUUCCGUGUAGAGAAAGCUGUCUGGGCCCACGUUCCUUCUGAGGGCCGGGCAGACAGACGACACCUGGCCUGAAGACCCACACUGACUACUUAGGUCACCUCUAUGUGAGUGCCUGGUGGCCCCCUUAUUACCUAUUGGCCCACUAGGCACAUAGUGUUUCAAAAGAACUAAUCCCUGCCACCUGCUCCGUGCGACCUAGUGUUGGCCAUUCUCCACCAGACCUCGGUUUUCUCUCCUGUAACACGAGGAUGCUGGACCCUCUGCCCCUAUGAAGGAUGGUUGUGAAUAGACCUACUCUGUGUUCGCUAAGGGCGAGACAGCUGUGAACAGUUUGGCCCUAGAGUGACACUUCUCUUCCCGAGUACGAAGCAAGCCAAUAAAGAAAAGAGGGAAUAGUGACACUAAGCGGGAAUAAUAAUAAACCACCAGGUAUUUUAUGGUGGUAAGGGAUGGAACCCAGGGCCUUGUACAUGCUAGGCAAGCGCUCUACCUCUUGGCUAUAUCCACAGUCCUAAACUACCACUUUUUGAGCGCCUGUUGUAUGCUGCGAGCUACGAAUGCAUUUGCUCAUUUACUUCUGGCAACAACCUUAGGAAGCAUUUUACAGACGAGGAAACUGAGGCCAGAAACAGGAGUGCUAGGCCCCAAGAACCCAGAUGUCUCACUUCACCUUCCAUCGUGUACAGAGACUGCCUGGGCCCACUGGGUCCCCGGAGUUAGGUCUAGAAUCUCUUCGGGUCACGGCCAACUUCACCUGCUGCAGUAGCCUAAGUGACAGUGCCUGGACCUGCGGGGCCCUCGGCACUGCUACAGAACUCUGGGGGUCUUCAGCCCGAUCCCAGGGGGCGCCCUGCAGGCUUCCGCACUCACAGAGGCGGACAUUCCACCGAAGCCAGGCGGGGAGGGCGCGUCCCCGCGGAGCGAGCGGCUCAGGUGCACCGAGGCCGCGCGCGCGCGCGCGCGCGGGUUAAAGGGGCGGGGCCGGCGCUGGCCCAGCCCCGCGGAUCCCGGGCCGUCCCCACCCCUGCCCGGCCGGCAGCGAGAGCGGCGCCGCCAUGGAGUCUACCGGGGUGCUGCCGUUCGUGCGUGGCGUGGACCUCAGCGGCAACGACUUCAAGGGUGGCUACUUCCCUGAGAAUGUCAAGGCCAUGACCAGCCUUCGAUGGCUGAAGUUGAACCGCACAGGCCUCUGCUACCUGCCAGAAGAGCUGGCUGCCCUGCAGAAGUUGGAGCACUUGUCUGUGAGUCACAACAACCUGACCACGCUGCAUGGGGAGCUGUCUAGCCUGCCUUCACUGCGGGCCAUUGUAGCUCGAGCCAACAGUCUAAAGAACUCUGGAGUCCCUGAUGACAUCUUCAAGCUGGAUGACCUUUCAGUCCUGGACUUAAGCCACAACCAGUUGACAGAGUGUCCUCGGGAGCUGGAGAAUGCCAAGAACAUGCUGGUCCUCAACCUCAGCCAUAACAGCAUUGACACCAUCCCCAACCAGCUAUUCAUCAGCCUCACCGACCUGCUGUACCUGGACCUCAGUGAGAACCGCCUAGAGAGCCUACCGCCACAGAUGCGCCGCCUGGCACACCUGCAGACGCUGCUGCUCAGUGGGAACCCUCUGCUGCAUGCACAGCUCCGGCAACUCCCAGCCAUGACAGCCCUGCAGACCCUGCACCUGCGGAACACACAGCGCACCCAGAGCAACCUUCCCACCAGCCUGGAAAGCCUGAGCAACCUCGCAGAUGUGGACCUUUCGUGCAACGACCUGACUCGGGUGCCCGAGUGCCUGUACACCCUUCCCAGCCUGCGCCGCCUCAACCUCAGCAGCAACCAAAUCUCGGAGCUGUCCCUGUGCAUAGACCAGUGGGUGCACGUGGAGACCUUGAACCUGUCCCGAAACCAGCUCACCUCACUGCCUUCGGCUAUUUGCAAGUUAACCAAGCUGAAGAAGCUGUAUCUGAACUCCAACAAGCUGGACUUUGACGGGCUUCCCUCGGGCAUUGGCAAGCUGACCAGCCUAGAAGAGUUCAUGGCUGCCAACAACAACCUGGAAUUGAUUCCUGAAAGUCUCUGCAGGUGCCCAAAGCUGAGGAAACUCGUCCUCAACAAGAACCGCCUGGUGACACUUCCUGAAGCCAUCCACUUCCUGACAGAGAUCGAGGUCCUGGAUGUGCGAGAGAACCCCAGCCUGGUCAUGCCACCCAAGCCUGCUGACCGCGCCGCCGAGUGGUACAACAUCGACUUCUCGCUGCAGAACCAGCUACGGCUGGCAGGUGCUUCCCCUGCCACAGUGGCUGCCGCAGCAGCCGGAAGUGGGCCCAAGGACCCCCUGGCGCGCAAGAUGCGACUACGCAGACGCAAGGACUCAGCCCAGGAUGACCAGGCCAAGCAAGUGCUGAAGGGCAUGUCAGAUGUGGCCCAAGAAAAGAACAAAAAACAGGAGGAGAGUAUAGACACCCGGGCUCCCGGGGGGAAGGUGCGGCGCUGGGACCAGGGCUUGGAGAAGCCACGCCUUGACUAUUCAGAGUUCUUCACGGAGGAUGUGGGCCAGCUGCCUGGCUUGACCAUCUGGCAGAUCGAGAACUUUGUGCCGGUGCUGGUAGAAGAAGCCUUCCAUGGCAAGUUCUAUGAGGCUGAUUGCUACAUUGUGCUCAAGACCUUUCUGGAUGACAGCGGCUCCCUGAACUGGGAGAUCUACUACUGGAUCGGUGGGGAGGCCACACUGGACAAGAAGGCCUGCUCCGCUAUCCACGCCGUCAACUUGCGCAACUACCUGGGGGCUGAGUGCCGCACCAUCCGGGAGGAGAUGGGAGAUGAGAGCGAGGAGUUCCUGCAGGUGUUUGACAACGACAUCUCCUACAUUGAGGGUGGAACAGCCAGUGGCUUCUACACUGUGGAGGACACACACUACAUCACCAGGAUGUACCGCGUAUAUGGGAAAAAGAAUAUUAAGUUGGAGCCUGUGCCCCUCAAGGGAGCCUCCCUGGACCCAAGGUUUGUGUUCCUGCUGGACAGAGGGCUGGACAUAUAUGUGUGGCGAGGAGCACAGGCCACGCUGAGCAGCACCACCAAGGCCAGGCUCUUUGCAGAGAAAAUUAAUAAGAAUGAGCGGAAAGGGAAGGCGGAGAUCACCCUGAUUGUGCAGGGUCAAGAGCCCCUUGAGUUCUGGGAGGCUCUGGGCGGGGAGCCCUCUGAGAUCAAGAAGCAUGUGCCCGAUGACUUCUUGCCCCCGCAGCCCAAGCUGUACAAGGUGGGCCUGGGCCUGGGCUACCUAGAGCUGCCACAGAUCAACUACAAGCUCUCUGUGGAACAUAAGAAGCGGCCCAAGGUGGAGCUGAUGCCAGGGAUGCGGCUGCUGCAGAGCCUGCUGGACACGCGCUGUGUGUACAUCUUGGACUGUUGGUCCGACGUGUUCAUCUGGCUGGGCCGCAAGUCCCCACGCCUGGUGCGUGCAGCUGCGCUCAAGCUGGGCCAGGAGCUGUGUGGGAUGCUGCACCGGCCACGCCACGCUGCAGUCAGCCGCAGCCUGGAGGGCACUGAAGCGCAGGUGUUCAAGGCUAAGUUCAAGAAUUGGGACGACGUGUUGACGGUGGAUUACACGCGCAACGCAGAGGCCGUGCUGCAGGGCCCGGGGCUCUCAGGGAAGGUGAAGCGUGAUGCAGAGAAGAAAGAUCAGAUGAAGGCCGACCUCACUGCGCUCUUCCUGCCUCGGCAGCCGCCAAUGGCACUGGCUGAGGCGGAGCAGCUGAUGGAGGAAUGGAACGAGGACCUGGAUGGCAUGGAAGGCUUCGUGCUGGAGGGCAAGAAGUUUGCACGGCUGCCCGAGGAGGAGUUUGGCCAUUUCUACACGCAGGACUGCUACGUCUUCCUCUGCAGGUACUGGGUACCCGUGGAGUACGAGGAGGAAGAGAAGAAGGAAGACGAGGAGAGGAAGGCCGGUGCGGAAGGCAAAGAAGGGGAGGAAGCAGCAGCUGAGGUGGAGGAGAAACAGCCGGAAGAGGACUUCCAGUGCAUUGUGUACUUCUGGCAGGGCCGGGAAGCCUCCAACAUGGGGUGGCUCACCUUCACCUUCAGUCUGCAGAAGAAGUUCGAGAGCCUCUUUCCUGGCAAGCUGGAGGUGGUGCGCAUGACGCAGCAGCAGGAGAAUCCUAAGUUCCUGUCCCAUUUCAAGAGAAAGUUCAUCAUCCACAGGGGCAAGAGGAAGGUGGCCCAGGGUGCCCUGCAGCCGAGCCUCUACCAAAUCCGCACCAAUGGCAGCGCCCUUUGCACCCGGUGCAUCCAGAUCAACACUGACUCCAGCCUCCUCAACUCCGAGUUCUGCUUCAUCCUCAAGGUUCCCUUUGAGAGUGAGGACAACCAAGGCAUUGUGUAUGCCUGGGUGGGCCGGGCAUCAGACCCUGAUGAAGCCAAGCUGGCAGAAGAUAUCCUGAACACCAUGUUUGAUGCCUCUUACAGCAAACAGGUCAUCAAUGAAGGUGAGGAGCCUGAGAACUUCUUCUGGGUGGGCAUGGGGGCACAGAAACCCUAUGACGAUGAUGCCGAAUACAUGAAGCACACACGGCUCUUCAGGUGCUCCAAUGAGAAGGGCUACUUCGCAGUGACUGAGAAAUGCUCAGACUUUUGCCAAGAUGACCUGGCAGAUGACGACAUCAUGUUACUAGACAAUGGCCAAGAGGUCUACAUGUGGGUGGGGACCCAGACAAGCCAGGUGGAGAUCAAACUGAGUCUGAAGGCUUGCCAGGUAUACAUCCAGCACAUGCGCUCCAAAGAACAUGAGCAGCCUCGCCGUCUGCGUCUGGUCCGCAAGGGCAAUGAGCAACACGCCUUCACCCGCUGUUUCCACGCCUGGAGCACUUUCCGCCAGGCCCUAGCCUAGGCAACCCUGUGGCUCUGGCCCCAUUGAAGAGGAAGGGGCCUUUCGUCCACUGCCUGCUAGCCAAGAACCUGCACAGGUGACAGUGCCUGCUCUGGCCACCGACCAGUGUCCCUGUCCCCAGCAGCACAGUCCCAAGCAGCACCAAUGUGGGGGGUAACCCUCUCAGGUGCCCCGGAGAGUGGUCUGGGAAUCCCCUACCAAUCAGUGUCCCUGUCCCCAGCAGCACAGUCCCAAACACCACCAAUGGGGAAGCAACCCUCUCAGGUGCCCCUGGGGCGGGGUCUGGAAGUCAGACUUGCCCCACCAUGUAAGCAUGUGUGAAGCCCCUCCCUCCCCUGCCAAGGACAAAAUGAUAUGGUGUCCUUUAA